AUGCAGAACGGGUUGCAGAAAAGCUUUGAGGAUGGCAAUUUCAAACUCUUCGUCACUGGCCUAAAAGACAGCACCUCUGUCACAGUUGCCGUCUACAAGACCAAGUUCCUAAGGGACUUCGCUGUCAAGCGUGGUGAGACCGUGCCAGUACAGUUGCCAAGUAACAUCGAAAUGGUUGGAAGCAACACAUUCCACUCUGCCGUCAUCGUCAGGGCCUCCCAUGAUGUCACGGUCCUCUCACUUAGCUCCAAACCCAACUCAGUUGCCACCACAGUUGUCUACCCCAGGUAUUUACUUGGGAAUACUCACUACGUGGUGACACCUUCUGGAGAGCCUUCCAAGGGCUUCCAGGAGUUCUCCGUGGUAUCCAGCCAGGACCCUACUCAAGUCUUCAUCUAUGUCACCGGCCAAGUGACUUUCCAUGGGGUGACUUAUGGGCCAGGAAGCAAGCUCGUUGUCUCCCUUGAAGCUUACCAAGCUGUCCAGAUCCAAAGCCACCAGGACCUUUCUGGCACCAAAGUGGUCUCCCACAAGCCAGUUGUAGUCUUGUCUGGCCACAGUUGCAUUUGGGCACAUGACAAUUGCCAGCAUGUUUUUGAGCAACUGCUGCCCAUCCGGAAAUGGGGCAAAGAAUUCUUGGUAGCCCCACUGCCCUUCCAGACCAAUUACGAUGUGGCCUAUGUGGCUGCUUGCCAGACAACACACCUCCAAAUCCGUUCUGGCACCCAUCAUGCCAAGCACCAGUUGCAAGAUGGGCAGGUGAUUGCAGUUGAAGUGAGAGCCCAAAAGCCCCUGUACAUCUCUUCCAAUGUGGGUGUCCAAGUGCUGUUCUACGCCACAGGAGGGGUCAAAGAGGGUGUUCCCUAUGACCCCUUCCUCUCUGGUGUCCCUGCAAUGUUUGACUACUCCAAAUCCUACGGCAUCCUGGGUCAGGAAGGCUUCCACAACCUGGGACUCAUUGUCGCAGAGAGCAGAACUUGCCAGAGCAUUACCUUAGACAAGCAACCACUGCAUUAUGCACACUGGCGGGUCAUACCAGGCACUUCCUACUCCUGGACUGAGUUCUUCUUCAGUGGGCACCAGGCAAUGCACUUUGUAGAACACCCCAAGUCUACCUUCAGCCUUCUGAGCAUUGGGGUCGCCCCACACAAUAGCUAUGGCUCUGUGGCCUUUGCCAUCCAUUGUAAGUCCUGCCUUCCUUCCUCCUUUCCAUCCUUCCUGUUACAUGCUGCACAUCCAGAGUUCCCCUGAUGUAUCCAAGAUCUCAAAGUCAUCUCCAGCUGCCAUAUCUAUUUCUUCUUAUUAACCUAUAU
Molecule: messenger RNA, 1313 nt
Organism: Lacerta agilis (Sand lizard)
Lineage: Eukaryota; Metazoa; Chordata; Lepidosauria; Squamata; Lacertidae
Product: IgGFc-binding protein-like
Exons: 1
Coding region: 1-1251 (416 amino acids)
Source: RefSeq, a predicted model, not a curated record